Messenger RNA from Aspergillus tanneri, 1998 nucleotides. It is a transcript of the gene THOC1, whose product is annotated as THO complex subunit THO1/HPR1. Gene Ontology annotation, cellular component: THO complex part of transcription export complex. The record is from RefSeq and is a predicted model, not a curated record. Bases 1 to 1998 code for a protein of 665 amino acids. NCBI's taxonomy places the organism in Eukaryota, Fungi, Ascomycota, Eurotiomycetes, Eurotiales, Aspergillaceae. The transcript is spliced from 7 exons. Gene Ontology annotation, biological process: regulation of DNA-templated transcription elongation; mRNA export from nucleus.
AUGACGGACGUUGAUGCUGAGUCGAUACACGUUUACAGGCGAUUGGUCGAUGAUCUCCUGGCUAAGGCAGACCAAGUCAAGCCCGACAAGCAGAUUGAACCCCCAUUGACAGAGACUCACCUCGGCGAAUCCAUCUGGCUAGUUCAGGGAAAGGAUGAGCAAGUCACAAAACGAUUCAGUCAGCAGACGCAGUUUGCUGCUGUUGAGAUCGCAUUCAGAGAGAAAUUCUACAGUCUUCUCGCUACGACGUCAAUCGAUGAGCUCGCAUUUAUCCAAAUAUGGAACCUACUAGAUAUUAUUUCUAUAUUUUCGGAUAACGGGCAAUGCGAACCCGGUCUAAUAUUCUGGCUUAUUGAAGAGCUCCUUGAUAGUCAAACGAUUGACGGUUGCCGUAAAGUUUUCGACUACCUGGAGUCACGGAGGGAACGCAACACAAAAAAACACUUCAAACAGAAAAGCCUGGUUAUCCUUAGGUCCUGUAAUGAACUACUUCGAAGGCUGUCUCGUGCGGAAGACACUGUCUUUUGUGGACGUGUUUUUAUCUUUUUGUUCCAAAGUUUCCCUCUGGGUGAUAAGAGCGCCGUUAACCUGCGGGGUGAAUACCAUACCGAUAACGUCACCACAUUCGACGAGAAUAUUGAAGCAGAUAGCAAGGAGAACAGGGAUAGGGAUGUGGAAAUGUCCAAUGGGCAAGAUGCGCCUGAGAUGGUAGAAGAUAUCAAAGAACACGAUACCCAUGCUUCUAACGCUGACUCCCAGACACAUACUCGGAAGUCGUCUAAAACGCCGAAGUUGCUUGUUUCCAAGUGUGAUGAUGAGCAUAAGGAGACGAAGGUCGAUCUGCAUGCGCUCUACCCGAUGUUUUGGGGGUUACAGGCUUACUUCUCAGCCCCAACCAAAGCAUUCGACCCCCAGCACUUCAGCAUUUUUAAAUCUGGACUCGAAGCUACGUUGUCGGCCUUUCGAAGUGUUAAUACGGAAAUUGAGAAUUCAGGUACUAGUAGAAUGUCGGAGGAAACCCGAAAACCGACCAGGCGGAAACGAACUGCAGAUGGACAGGAGAUUGCGAGCAGCUUUAAUCCUAAGUAUUUGACGAGUAGAGAUUUGUUUGGUCUCGAAGUCAAUGAUACCGCCUUUAGGAGACAUGUCCUCGUCCAAGCCCUUAUUCUCCUCGAUUUUAUGCUUUCACUUACGCCAACGGCCAAAGCAAAGCUAAUUGAUUUGACUAACAAGUCGGUGCUUUAUGGCUUCGUCUUAAGCGAGGAAGAUACUACAUGGGCCAUGAAGAUGAGGAAAGCAAUCGAAGAAUAUCUCCAAGAAGGAAUCGGAGGUAAAUUUUACUAUCGCAUGGUGGACACCGUUUUAUCGAGGGACAAAAACUGGGUGCGCUGGAAAGCGGAGGGCUGUCCGUUGAUUGAAAAGUUAGCGGUCUCAGUGACUGAAUAUCUCGGUGCUCGUGAGCAUGCGACAAAGGUUUAUGCUAAUAAACGCCUCCGCCCUUCACCUAUGGGAUCCCUCGACUUGAAAUUCCUUUCUGAGGGUGUGUCGACUACAGGUGUCGGGAAACUUAAAGAGCCUGAAAGAUUUACCAUUCCUACACCGGAUUCAUUUAUGAUGGGUAUUAUGGACGAUGAAUUGGAAAUCGACACCGCGCAGUCCAAGGAUGAUAAAGAGCACGCGAUCCGGGCUAAAGCUAGUAAAACUUGGCGGAUAUUACGACUUGCCGCAAGGAGUAAACUGGCAGUCUUCGACAAGAUUGAGGAUGGCAAGAAUUUGAAGGUCUUGUUCGAAAACUGUCAACCUAACGAAGGGACACCUCAGGCCCUUGAAUCAGAUGUAACAGCAAAAGCAAAGGCUUCGACGGAGAGCCAGGACAAUGAGCUGAUACAAGAUGCUGGUGUUAGCACCGCUGCUGAGAAGGAGAGUUCAUCCGUUGCCGCCGAACAAUCCACAUCGGACUUGAAAGAUGCCAUUACUGCGGAAGGCCAGGAUACGUGA